Pezoporus flaviventris is the source of this 474-nucleotide messenger RNA. It is a transcript of the gene CUNH5orf63, whose product is annotated as chromosome unknown C5orf63 homolog. Lineage: Eukaryota; Metazoa; Chordata; Aves; Psittaciformes; Psittacidae. The record is from RefSeq and is a predicted model, not a curated record. The transcript has 4 exons. The coding region runs from base 2 to 448 and encodes 148 amino acids.
GAUGAAGAGAAGACCGCUGGGUGCACUUUUCACCCAGCUGGUGAAAUUGGCUGUGGGAGGUAAUGGAUCACUCGGCUGGAAGGUUUUCAGGACAAUGAUGCUCUGUGCUCUGAGCAGAACAUUACAACUAGCAAGGCAUUCGUACAGUCCACUGGGGAGACCACUUUGUUCCGCCAGUGCAAAUAAGCCAGUGCUGACUUUAUUCACCAAGAAACCAUGCCCUCUAUGUGACGAAGCAAAAGAACUGCUUGAACCAUAUAAGAGAAGGUUUAUUUUGCAGGAGGUGGAUAUUACCCUUCCAGAGAACUCGGCAUGGUAUGAUGAAUACAAAUAUGACAUACCCGUUUUUCAUUUAAACGGAAAGUUCCUAAUGAAGCAUCAAGUAGACAUUCAAAAGUUUGAGGACCAGCUUCUGAAGCUGGAGUUGCAAAAUGAUGGAAAACAGUAAAGAAAAUGCAUCUGCUAUGGUGUGAA